AUGGCAGUCAGUGUUCAGCAUGGGUUCCUAGGCAGGAAAACAUCCCUGAUUUACAGCCUUCGCAGACAGAUAGCACCGAGCAGAGUUUGUGUCCGACGAGCCGCUGAAGUCCAGACCGUCAGGGCGUCAGCAAGCUCCGCAGGAGAGGCUCCGGACAACGAGAAGUACUGCCUGAACCUGGUCAGGUCCAGAGACUAUGAGGGCUUUUUGACGUGUCUUCUCCUCCCAGAGGAGGCGCGGCGCUCCUCCCUGGCUCUGAGAGCCUUUAAUGUGGAGCUGGCACAGGUGAAGGACUCCGUUUCCCAGAAGACCAUUGGUCUGAUGCGGAUGCAGUUCUGGAAGACGGCCCUGGAUGAGAUCUACAGAGAUGACCCGCCCAACCAGCCAGUCAGCACGGAGCUGUGGAGGGCAGUGAAGACACAUGGUCUAACAAAAAGAUGGCUGACAAGGAUUGUUACAGAGAGGGAAAAGGAUCUGGAUGACCGAGCCUACAGGAACCUUCAGGAACUUGAGAAGUACUCUGAGAACACCCAGUCGUCCCUUUUAUACCUGCUGCUGGAGUGCCUAGGUGUGAAAAAUGUCCACGCGGAUCACGCAGCGAGUCACAUAGGAAAAGCUCAGGGAAUCGUCACGUGUCUGAGAGCGACUCCGUACCACAGCAGCCGGCGGAAAGUCUACCUGCCCAUGGACAUCUGCAUGCUGCACGGAGCUUCCCAGGAGGACUUCAUCCGUGGCAGCCGGGAGAAGAACGUACGAGAUGUGGUGUACGACAUCGCUAGCCAGGCUCACGUGCACCUUGAACACGCUCGAUCAUUUAGCCACGACGUUCCGGCAGCUGCAACCCCGGCCUUCAUUCACACUGUCGCGUUAGAAGACUAUCUGCAGCGAGUAAGGAAAGUUGAUUUUGAUGUUUUCCACAAGAGCCUGCUGAACAGAAACCCCCUUCUCCCCUUCCAGCUGUAUCUCCGUUCCUGGAAGAAGACCUACUGACUCCCGUUCGACCAGUUUGACUCUAAGCAAGCCGCAGAUGUGGCAGACUUAACUUAUUGAGAUUCUGCUCUCAGAAUACCAACCAGCAGGUUCAUAAAGACGCGGACUUGGCCAAACGUCAGCACUGGCACUGAAAUCCUCACGCUCAGUGACGCUACAGACCACAGCUGGCUGGUUUUCACUUCAGAUUUGUGUUUGGAGUAUUUUAGUGUUUUUCCAGGAAGUAUGUAUGUUUCCUCCCCAAAUAAUGAAACCCGAUCAGAGAAAAUGGAGAUAAUAAACAAACAGGGCUUUAGAGAGCAUAUGCUGCAGUCAUAGACUUGGCCGGUCUUUCUCUGACCAGAUUUUUCAUCACACUCAUUUGUUAGAAAUUUGUUUUCCAAUGUAAGAUUUGAUGAGACUUUUGUUUGUGGAGAAUUAGCUGCACCUACAGCUUAUCUCUGUUAAAUUAUUAAAAAAGAUCAACAGUAUGAUAGAACGAUGCAUUUAUUUUUUAUUUUUCAGCUUUCAUAGAAAUGGUUUAAUGAUGAUGCAACCUUGUGAAAAACAAAACAUAAAAACGAACGAGCAAAGCUGUUCUAAAGCAGCCUGCUUUGGAAAUUAAACACAACGACAGGAUAUUUGAUGUUUUCUAGCCAUCUAGCAUAUUAUUAAUUGUCUUAAAGUUGAUAAUUUCUUCCAGUUCUCAACAGAUCAUCAAGUUAAGAAAAACCUGAUUGUAAAGGUUUAAGGAUUUGAGGAGUUUAGAUAAUUUAAUACAGAUUAUCUGCCAUUCCAGUCCUCAAAAUAUUAAAUAUAUAAAUAACUAAGAGCCAUGCUACACCAGGAAUAAUGACACGGUUGGGAAAAGCUAGCAAACUGCUGUCAUGGUUACAGUUCAAACAUCCAUAUAGCAACCUGCAGCUUUUAGACGAGAUGAUUGUAUAAUAUAAUCAUACUCCCCAGUUUUAUGGUCUUUCUUCUUUUCACCAAGCAGACAUGGUGAAAUGUUCACCAAAAGGUUUAGCAGAAAAUCUUUGUUUCUUUUCAGCUCUCCUGCAUGCAAACCCUUCCAGGCUGCAGAGGAAACAAUAAUCAUGUCCUUUGAUGCCAUUUUCCUCCCAAAUUUUGAAGGUCGGGCACAAAGAAGAAAUGUCCCAUCUAAAGAACAGGAUCUAAAGAUAAUAAGUUAAAUCAUGUAAAGGCAGGAAGCGUCAAAUACAAAAGAUUUUAUCUGUGAACAAUAAAAAUGACACCAGUUUCCUGAUGAGCAACCCCGGAUCAGUCGCUGUUAAUGUCACUAAAUCCGUACGUCUCUCAUUUAAGGUUUAUGUUGAGUUCUGCAGCUGCAAAUAAAAACUCAUUUAUUAGUUUUACGCUGACGCACCGAUGAAACCGUGAAGGAAAUUGUCACCAACCGACUGUCCUUAAAUCAAAUCCUGUCUUUUGUAUCUGUGAUGUUAAAAACCAGCAGCGUCUCUGAAUAAAUCACUGAUUAAGGCUCUGGA
Fundulus heteroclitus (mummichog) is the source of this 2477-nucleotide messenger RNA. RefSeq names its product NADH:ubiquinone oxidoreductase complex assembly factor 6 (gene ndufaf6). The record is from RefSeq and is a predicted model, not a curated record. Lineage: Eukaryota; Metazoa; Chordata; Actinopteri; Cyprinodontiformes; Fundulidae. Gene Ontology annotation, biological process: mitochondrial respiratory chain complex I assembly; biosynthetic process. Gene Ontology annotation, cellular component: mitochondrion. Bases 1 to 990 code for a protein of 329 amino acids. The transcript is spliced from 9 exons.